Acanthosepion pharaonis is the source of this 612-nucleotide messenger RNA. Lineage: Eukaryota; Metazoa; Mollusca; Cephalopoda; Sepiida; Sepiidae. The record is from the annotation of a GenBank genome assembly.
AUGACUCCAUCUGCCCCACACAAUUUAUUCAUCUAUCUAUCUAUCUAUCUAUCUAUCUAUCUAUCUAUCUAUCUAUCUAUCUAUCUAUCUAUCCCAGUUACAACAUUUUGGCAACGAGGAUUAGCCAAAAUUACAACAGUUCAUCUAUCUAUCUAUCUAUCUAUCUUCAUCUUUUUCUGCCCCUCUCUCUCUCUCUCUCUCUCUCUCUCUCUCUCUGUUCGUUGUUGUUUAUCUUUGUUCAUAUCUAUCUAUCUAUCUAUCUAUCUAUCUAUCUAUCUAUCUUCAUCUUUUCUGUCCCCCUCUCUCUCUGUUCGUUGUUGUGUAUCUUUGUUCAUAUCUAUCUAUCUAUCUAUCUUCAUCUUUUUUGCCUCCCCCCUCUCUCUCUGUUCGUUGUUGUGUAUCUUUGUUCAUAUCAAUCUAUCUAUCUAUCUAUCUAUUUGUCUCUCUGUCUGUCUGUCCUUGGUCUCUUUCUUUCUCAAUGUGUCAGGUUGUUCCUAUCUCGAUACAUCCCUAUGUAUAUCUCUUUAUCUGUCCCUUUCUCUCUCUCUCUCUCGUUCUAACUUUCUAGUCCAAGUUGUUCUUAUCUAUCUAUCUAUCUAUCUAUGUUCCUAA